AUGUAUAUGUCCAUCGACUUUCUUUUGCUGAUUUCAGCAGUAUCUGCGAUACCUUACCCAAAUCACGAUGAUGCCAGCAAGCACAAACGCACAUUGACACCAGAUAACACCUGUGGAGGCAGCAACGGCUACACCUGCAACCCAAAUGAUUCAUACGGAGGUGCUUGUUGCUCUGCGGCUGGAUACUGUGGAAAUACAGACGCCUACUGUGGCAGCGGCUGCCAAUCAACCUUCGGAACCUGCGGCUCACCCACGUCUCCGCAACCCCAAGCAUCCUCUUUACCCCAGGUAUCCCCUCUACCCCCACCGACCGGCCCAGCAGGCAGUUCGUCACCAGCCACGAAAGAAGGUUGUCUCUGGACAAUCGAUGGCUCCGGCAGCUUCACCCAUAUCCUAACCGUCGACUUUUCCAACCUCACCGCCUUACCAACCGACACUCUAGAUGUCAGCACCGACCACAUCCCCUCCAUCCCAUACACCCAAACCUACACCAUCGAAAAUGUAGCGGUCGAAGAUGGCACAUUGCAGCUCAAGGUACCAGGAGGGCAAACCGCCUCUCCCAUCCUCGGCGCCGAGAUCUCCACCGCGGAGAAGAACAUCCUCUACGGCAGCGUGCGCACAAUGAUGCAAAUCAGCAGCGUCUCCGGGACCGUUUCGGGCGCAUUCUUUUACAAGAGCGAUAGUCAGGAAGCCGACAUCGAGGUCAUCACAGGUGGCGCGUAUGAAGGCGUUCACUACACGAACCAAGAGGCCAGUCCGACCGCUGACCAGACGACUGUUGCACUCGCCUCUCCUGUGGAUCUUACGUCAGAGAUGCACGAGUAUCGCUUGGAUUGGCUGCCGGAUCGUACGGACUUCUAUCUGGACGGUGUCAAGCAGGCGGACUUGACGGGAAAUGUGCCGAGUACGGCGGGCGCAUGGCUAUGGAACAACUGGAGCAACGGCGAUCCUAAGUGGUCCGCCGGACCACCGAGCAUGGACAAUAUUCUCAAGAUAUCGAAGAUCGAAAUGUAUUACAAUACGACGACGAGUACGGGCGCUUGCUGA
Messenger RNA from Letharia lupina, 1047 nucleotides. RefSeq lists its product as uncharacterized. NCBI's taxonomy places the organism in Eukaryota, Fungi, Ascomycota, Lecanoromycetes, Lecanorales, Parmeliaceae. Gene Ontology annotation, biological process: carbohydrate metabolic process. Bases 1 to 1047 code for a protein of 348 amino acids. The transcript has 2 exons. Gene Ontology annotation, molecular function: chitin binding; hydrolase activity, hydrolyzing O-glycosyl compounds. The record is from RefSeq and is a predicted model, not a curated record.